AUGUACAAAUACAGGGAGUUGGGCUCAGCAGGCGCAGGCACUUACGGUACUGUUAUGAAAUGUCUUGAUCUGACAAACGGGCAGUCGGUGGCGGUGAAGAGGCUGCGUGACACAAUGACUGGACAUCGAGGUGCCCACGACCAGAGACACUGCGAGAUGAUGGUGCGCGAGAUUUGUCUUUUGCGGGCACUCAAUGACGAUCAUGUGGUACCAAUGAUUGAAGCAUUCAGGCACCAUGGUCACGUUCAUAUGGUGUUCCCAUUGAUGCGAUACAACCUUUACAGAUAUUUGGAGUUAAACGGGGGAUCUUUAACAAUAGACGCCACUAAAGAAUGUAUAUACCAAGUAAGUAUAUUUCCAUGA
This is a messenger RNA of Acyrthosiphon pisum (pea aphid), 363 nucleotides long. RefSeq names its product cyclin-dependent kinase-like 1. Lineage: Eukaryota; Metazoa; Arthropoda; Insecta; Hemiptera; Aphididae. The record is from RefSeq and is a predicted model, not a curated record. Bases 1 to 363 code for a protein of 120 amino acids. Gene Ontology annotation, cellular component: nucleus. Gene Ontology annotation, molecular function: ATP binding; protein serine/threonine kinase activity. The transcript has a single exon. Gene Ontology annotation, biological process: protein phosphorylation.